Messenger RNA from Camellia sinensis, 1961 nucleotides. Lineage: Eukaryota; Viridiplantae; Streptophyta; Magnoliopsida; Ericales; Theaceae. The record is from RefSeq and is a predicted model, not a curated record.
UCAAUUAAAAUUAUAACAACCAAACUAACACAAGGGCCAAAGUAAAGGGACUACUGCUGUAGUUUGCCUAUGUUGUUAUUGGGUAGAGAUUUCCCCCUUCUUGUAAUGUAUUAUUUUAUCUUUCUAAUAAAAUUCUUAUUUUUGUGUUAAAAAGAUAAAAAGAAAGAAACUUGUGUUUGUGAGUAUAGAAGGUUUAUACAAACUAGAUAUAAAAUUCUGUUAUCUGAUUUUUAUAGAGGAAAAUUGGUGAGUGGGUGGUUUUUAAAAUUCGAAAAGUUUUUUUAGAAGUGGUUGUGUCCGUACCAUUUGAGCAUGUAUUUACAGUAUAGUGAAACUUUGAGGAUGACCGAAAUUGAUGUAAUUAUUGUUAAUUGAGUCUCCAUAUUGGUCUCCACAAGUAGUACAGGCGAAAACUAUUGGAAUGUGAAAAAAAUUUAAAUGGACAAUUUUGGUUUAAAACCCUUUAACUUCAUAAUGACGUGUUCACACCAAAUGUGAUACUUUAAAUAUUAGUAUCGACUGUAAGAAUAGUCCAUUUUAUAAAAACAAUAUUUAUUAUUGAAUUUCAUUGCCAGUUCGAUGAUACACGUCAAUUAAAAGGUGUGUGUGUACCAUAUACUCUGGUUAUGCUUAUGUCGCAUUGUCAUUCUGGAUUGGAAUUUAUGCGCGCAUACACACACACAACAAUUUUGUAAAUCAUUUUCCAUAAUAUAUUGUCUAACAUUUUCAUCGUUUUGGUUGAUUAGGUAUUGGCAUACUAUCAGUCCCAUAUGCACUCUCAUCAGGAGGCCGGUUAAGCUUAAUCCUCCUCCUCUUAAUUGCUGCUUCAGCAUGCUUCACUGCGCUUCUAAUCCGACGUUGCAUGGAUUCAGACCCAUCAAUCACAAGCUACCCUGACAUAGCUGCCAUUGCCUUUGGUAGAAAAGGAAGAAUCACAGCUUCAAUUUUCAUCUGUUUAGAGCUCUACCUUGUGGCCACAGGCCUUCUAAUACUAGAAGGUGACAAUUUACACAAGUUGGCCCCAAACUUUGCCUUAAAGUUUGGAGGUCUCAAAUUAGAUGGGAAGCAUUCAUUUGUUAUUAUUGCAGGGGUUAUGAUCUUCCCCUCUAUGUGGCUUACUGAUUUGGGUGUUUUAUCGUAUAUUUCAUUUGGGGGAGUGAUGUCUUCUCUUAUUAUUAUUGUGUGUGUUUUCUGCAUUGGCACGACAAAAGGGGUUGGAUUUCAUGGAAAAGGAAGCCUUGUGAAUUUGAAAGGAAUACCCACUGCGCUUAGUUUGUAUACAUUUUGCUAUGGUGCUCAUGCCAUGUUCCCUACUAUAUAUAGUUCAAUGAGAAAGAAAAGCCAGUUUUCCAAGGUCCUAUUUCUAAGUUUUGUCAUUUGCACCAUCACGUAUGUGUCCAUGGCCAUAUUGGGUUAUCUAAUAUAUGGUCAGACUGCUCAGUCUCAGGUAACAUUGAACUUGCCUCAAGAAAAGCUCAGCUCAAAAGUAGCAAUAUACACCAUAUUGGCCGGCCCAAUUGCCAAAUACUCUUUGACCAUAACGCCAGUUGCCACUGCCAUAGAAAACUGCUUGCCAGCAAACUAUCAACAUAAUAAGCCUAUUGGUAUGCUAAUCAGAUUGGUUUUACUGAUAAGCACGGUGAUUUUGGCUGUGUUAUUUCCCUCUUUCGAGUCUGUAACGUCCCUCAGUGGAGCAUUUCUCAUUGUUUCUGUUUCCUUCUUGCUCCCAUGCCUUUUUUACUUAAAAAUAUUUGGGGUCUAUAGAAACUUGGGGUAUGAGCUAGUUGGUAUUGUGGGAAUAAUAUUUAUGGCAGUCUUAGUUGGAAUUGUGGGGACUUAUUCAUCUAUUGCUCAAACUGUCAAGCAUGCUUAGAACUACUUUGUGUAUUACACUGUUUAUUUUUUUAUUUAUAAUUUUCUUUUGUAAUAUUUUAGUAGUACAUAUAAUGAAACAAUCCCUU